AUGACAUCUACUACUCCUCCGGGCGAUCCAGCUACUACAAGACCUCUUCUAUCCCCAGGAAAGUCCCUCCGCAUCGAAUCCAACGUCAGUAAAGCAGGAAAUGUGUCUAUGUCCUUCCAAGCGCCCAUCAUGUUGACACCGUUUCCAGAUGGCACAACUAUGACCGCGCCAUACAAGGUUUGA
Molecule: messenger RNA, 183 nt
Organism: Bacidia gigantensis
Lineage: Eukaryota; Fungi; Ascomycota; Lecanoromycetes; Lecanorales; Ramalinaceae
Exons: 2
Coding region: 1-183 (60 amino acids)
Source: RefSeq, a predicted model, not a curated record